AUGACUCGUGCUAGUCUUAUUGGUGCUCACAUGCCACCAUGGUUCUGGGAAGAAGCGAUCACCUCUGCAGCUUAUGUUUCUAUUCCCUCUCAUCUCACUCUUCUACCUCGUGUUUUUGGGUGCAUUGCUUUUGUGCACUUGCAAAAACACCAACGCACAAAAUUGGAUCCUUGUGCUGUGAAGGGUUAUCGAUGUGUUUUGCUCACCCAAUAUCCCCUUCUCCUCUUCUGGGGAAAAGUAGUGUUGAAGCGGAUGGAGAUAUUUCAGGAUAACAUUGAGACAACUGAACCAGUCGGCGCCGCCCUUCUGGCAACUGAACUAAUCAGUGUCACUCUUCUGGCAGUUGGACCAGUAAGCGUCGCCCCUCUCUUUACUACUUCUCUAGCUAAUGAUUUUGAGGUAGGUUCUGAACCUUUGAUCAAUACUAACAAUUAUUGUGAAUCUACUGAGAAUAGUGUGUAUCAGUUACCACCAAGGAGAAAUUGUGGGAAACCGCCAGAUAGAUAUUCACUAGAACCUGUGAAGAAGGUGAAGUAUCCUAUUGCUAAUUAUAUGUCUACUCAGCUUGCAUCCAUGGUUGAGAUCAGAGCCACAGUGAUUGCAAAAUACAUGAGGUACCUAUUUGACUAUUUAAAAAUAGCAAAUAUGGUAAACCUUGUUGGCCUUGUCGACCUUGCACAAGUUAGCACUCAAUCUAGAUCGUUAUCUCACAUAUCACGGCAUCUAGCAGACCGACUGGAAAGGCUGAAGGGGAACAAGUUUUCUUAG
This is a messenger RNA of Prunus armeniaca (apricot), 768 nucleotides long. The record is from the annotation of a GenBank genome assembly. Lineage: Eukaryota; Viridiplantae; Streptophyta; Magnoliopsida; Rosales; Rosaceae.